UGCUCUUCAAAUUAAAUCGUACAAUGGGAUCUGCUCGAAGUUAUUGGUAAUUUACUCUGCUUGGCGUUUGAGAGAAUCGUACAUGCUAAAUGAACUGGCCAAUGGUUGUAUUGCGCCGUCGUGUAUGUUUUGUUGCGUAAAAUCUCGGCGGAUUUGAAUUGGAUAGAGUUAUACUGAGAGUCCGAGUGAUACAAUUACGUCAAUUCCAAACUUCUUUUAGAAGGACCUUGUUAUGAUUGAUAAGGAAGUCAACAACAUUAAGAAUAUUUUAGCUUGUUCCAUAUGCUAUGGCCCAUUGACUGCAGCAGUUGAUUCGGGCCUUUCAGUGGAGUCCACAAAUGGAUAUCAAUUGGAAUGUGGCACAUGUAAAAAGUCAUUCACUGGCAGUGAAUCUCAUUUGGACUUGACGAUAGCUAGCGGAAUUAAAAAUGGCGAAUCCAUGCCUGCUGCUACAGAGAUUUUUAGGACUAGAUUGGUGUCUUUUCUUUAUGAGAGGGGCUGGCGACAAAGUUUUUCACCAUUCCUUGGUUUUCCUGGCCCAGAAAAGGAGUUUGAGUUGUUAAAAAAUUUCAUGACACCAAUCUUAGGUGGAAACAUAAUUGAUGCAAGUUGUGGAAGUGGAAUGUUUUCGAGAAUCUUCGCCAAGAGUGGGUUAUUUUCCUCUGUUGUUGCUUUGGACUACUCGGAGAACAUGUUAAAGGAGUGCUAUGAAUUCAUCAAACAAGAGGAAAACUUCCCCAAAGAGAGCUUGGUACUGAUUAGAGCUGAUAUUGCUCGACUUCCAUUUGCUUCAAGUUCUGUUGAUGCAGUGCAUGCUGGUGCUGCUUUACACUGCUGGCCUUCACCAUCAGCUGCUGUGGCUGAAAUAAGUAGAAUUUUGAGACCUGGAGGAGUAUUUGUUGCCAGCACUUUCAUAAUUGAUGGACCGUUUUCUUUUAUACCAUUUUUGGGGAUUCAAAUAGAGGGUAUUCAGCAGAUAACAGGAAGCCAUAUCGUCCUAUCUGAAGGAGAAUUAAAAGAACUCUGCACAGCCUGUGGUCUGGUUGACUUUAAAUGUUUAAGAAAUAGGCGCUUUGUGAUGUUGUCUGCUACAAAACGCAGCUAAACAUUUGGUUUUCUGGUGGUUUCCAGUCCCUUAGUUAUUAUGUGGUUUUAUCAUAACAUUUCAAAAGUUGGUGUUUUAUGUAUGUGUUGGCUGCCAGCCAACUCGUUAUGUAAUUUAUCAAUCUCUUUUACCUUUUGUUGUUGUAGCCCAUAUUUAUAAAUGAAAAGAAAAUAACCAAUUACAGAAAAAA
Molecule: messenger RNA, 1295 nt
Organism: Benincasa hispida (wax gourd)
Lineage: Eukaryota; Viridiplantae; Streptophyta; Magnoliopsida; Cucurbitales; Cucurbitaceae
Product: S-adenosyl-L-methionine-dependent methyltransferases superfamily protein
Molecular function (GO): S-adenosylmethionine-dependent methyltransferase activity
Source: RefSeq, a predicted model, not a curated record